AUGAGUACAACUGGUGUAAAGGCCAUAGAAGAACCAAAGAAGACUGUUAAAAGAGACGCAUUAAAGUCCAUUGAACAAAAGAUUCAACAGUCAUGGGAACAUGAGCGUGUCUUUGAAGUUAAUGCUCCAACCUUACAAGAAAUUUCUGAUGAUACCUUUUUACAUGAAAAAUUUCCAAAGUAUAUGGGAACUUUUCCAUAUCCUUAUAUGAAUGGAAGGUUACAUUUGGGACAUUUUUUUACUAUUACAAAAGUCGAAUUUGCUACCGGAUAUGAAAGAAUGAGAGGUAAAAGAGCUUUGUUUCCUUUAGGUUUUCAUUGUACUGGUAUGCCUAUAAAGGCAUGUGCUGAUAAAUUGUUAAGAGAACUUGAACAAUUCGGUCCAAAUUUUAUACUUCCGGAGCAAGAUGAGAUCGAAGAGGGAAUUAAAGAUUUAGAUUUAAAUCGUGAUGAUGAAAAAACGUCUCAAUCUAUCAUGGAUCCAUCUGGAGCAUCAACAAAAGUUAUGCAAAAGAAAGGAAAAGUUGUGGCAAAAUCAACUGGCCAAAAAUAUCAAUUUCAGAUUAUGAAAAGUUCAGGAGUACCUGACGAAGAAAUUGCAAAAUUUGCUGAUGCGAAUCAUUGGAUUUAUUAUUUUCCUCCUUUGGCUAUAAAAGACUGCAAGUCUAUUGGCGCUAAAAUCGAUUGGCGUCGUUCUUUUGUCACUACAGAUGUCAACCCUUAUUAUGAUUCGUUUGUUCGAUGGCAAAUGAGAAAACUGAAAGCCCUUAACAAGAUUAAAUUUGGCGAAAGAUAUACUAUAUAUUCACCUAUUGAUGGUCAGCCUUGUAUGGAUCAUGAUCGGCAAAGUGGUGAAGGAAUUGGACCACAAGAAUAUACUGGUAUCAAACUUAAAGUUCUUGAAUGGAGCAUAGAAGCUGAAAAUGUUUUUGGAACAUUACCAGAAUUGGAAACAAAAGAUAUUUAUUUCGUCGCCGCUACCCUUAGACCCGAAACAAUGUAUGGGCAAACGAAUUGUUUCGUAGGAAUCGAGAUAAAUUAUGGACUUUUUAAAAUUAAUGAUACCGAUGUUUUUAUUUGUACUCAUCGCGCUGCGCGUAAUAUGGCGUUUCAAGGAUAUUCUGAAGAACGCGGUAAAGUCAGUCAAUUAGCCGAAGUUAAAGGAUCACUUUUUAUUGGAACUAAGGUUAGCGCUCCGUUGAGUAAAUAUAAACAAGUUUAUGUUCUACCAAUGGAGAAUGUGUUGGCAACAAAGGGGACUGGUGUUGUUACUUCGGUUCCUUCAGAUUCUCCAGAUGAUUAUAUAACUCUUAUGGAUCUUAAGAAAAAAGCUGAAUAUUACAAAAUACAUCCUUCGUGGGCUGAUUAUGAACCUAUACCUAUUAUUCACACUCCUUCUUAUGGCGAUUUAGCUGCUCCAAGAGUAUGUCAGCAAAAAAAGAUUAAUUCUCAAAAGGAUCGCUUGCAAUUAACUGAAGCAAAAGAGUUGGUAUAUAAGGAAGGGUUUUAUAACGGCACUAUGAUAAUUGGUGAUUAUAAAGGACAACCUGUUCAAGAAGCCAAAGCAUUAAUCAAGGAUUUAUUGGUUUCCACCAAACAAGGAUUCAUAUAUAAUGAACCCGAAGGUCUUGUAAUGUCUCGUUCCGGAGAUGAAUGUGUUGUUGCUUUAUGUGAUCAAUGGUAUUUGGAUUAUGGUGAGGAAGAGUGGAAGAAAUUAGCGGAAAAAUGUCUUAGCCAAUUAAAUACUUUCUGCUCAGAAACUCGUCAUCAAUUUGAACAAACACUUGCUUGGUUGAAUCAAUGGGCAUGUGCUAGGAGUUAUGGGUUAGGUUCUAGGCUUCCUUGGGAUCCUCAAUAUUUAGUUGAAAGUUUGUCAGAUUCCACUAUAUAUAUGGCUUAUUAUACAGUGGCUCAUUUACUCCAAGGUGGGGCACUCGAUGGUUCAAUUCCUGGGCCACUUGGCAUUCAGGCUUCGGAAAUGACGGAUAAAGUAUGGGAUUAUAUUUUCAAUGAUGGAAUUUACCCAACUUCUUGUUCCAUCUCACAAGAAAAGCUUGACGUCUUGAAACGGGAAUUCAAAUAUUUUUACCCUUUAGACCUUCGUGUGUCUGGGAAAGAUUUGAUUCCUAAUCAUUUAACCUUUUUUAUUUAUAAUCAUGUCGCUAUAUUUCCUGAAAAAUAUUGGCCAACAGGUAUAAGGUCAAAUGGGCAUUUACAAUUGAAUAGAGAAAAGAUGAGUAAAAGUACUGGUAAUUUUAUGACUGGCGGUGAUGCCAUUGUAAAGUACGGUGCCGAUGCUACUCGUGUAGCACUUGCCGAUGCAGGUGAUGCAAUCGAAGAUGCUAAUUUCGAAGAAUCUACUGCUAAUGCAGCUAUUUUAAGGUUAUUUACCUUGAAAGAAUGGUGUGAGGAACAAGUAAAAAACAAAGAUACUCUUCGUACAGGAUCAACAAAUAGUUUUCAUGACAAAAUUUUUGAGAAUGAGAUUAACAAAUUAAUUCAACUAACCGACAAGGCAUAUAAUGAUUCCAUGUAUCGUGAAGCAUUGAAAUAUGGAUUCUAUGAGUUACAAUCAGCUCGUGAUUGGUAUCGUGAAGCCACUGCUCAUGAGGGUAUGCAUAAAGAUUUGGUUUUACGAUGGAUUGAAAUACAGGCUUUGCUGUUGUCGCCAAUAGCUCCACAUUGGUCCGAAUAUAUUUGGAAAGAUAUCUUGUCAAAUGAAGGAUUUAUUGUUAACGCUUCUUUUCCCACGCCAUCAGCUCCUAUUGAUGAGGGAUUACUUGAAGCAACCGAAUAUGUUAGAAAGAUUGUCAAAUCCGUACGCGAUCUAGAAAUAGCAUCACAAAAGAAGAAAAAAAAGGGUAAAGGAGAGAAUUUUGAUCCUUCGAAACCUAAAUCACUUAAAUUAUUUGUCGCAACACAGUUCCCUGAGUGGCAAGAUUUUACUGUUGAAGUCGUAAAACAAAAUUAUGAUGAGCAAAAUAAAACAUAUGAUGAUGUUAAAAUUCGAGAAGUUUUAGCAGAAAGAGGCAUUUUAAAAAAUAAAAAGACGAUGCCGUUUGUACAAGAAUUUAAGAAGAGAGUUGAUAAACUUGGAACGAUUGCAUUUAAUCGAGCUUUGUUAUUUAAUGAGUAUGAUACACUUAACAUGGCUAAAGAUUUUAUACAAAAAAGUUUAGGAUACGAUAAAGUUGAUAUUCUUAGAUGUGAUGAAGCAGCAGAUGAUGAAAAAAUUGCUGUUGAAAUAGCUGUACCUGGUGAACCAGGAGUUCUAUUUAAGAAUAUUGCACAAUAG
Messenger RNA from Funneliformis geosporum, 3294 nucleotides. The record is from the annotation of a GenBank genome assembly. NCBI's taxonomy places the organism in Eukaryota, Fungi, Glomeromycota, Glomeromycetes, Glomerales, Glomeraceae.